UAGUUUCUGUCUUCUUGCAUGCUGUGAUAUUCUUUGCAGUUUCUAGCUACCUUCCAAUGUACUUACCAAGCUUGGCGCAUCUGCAACGGGAUCUGGUCGUCAGGUGAGUAUUAGAUCCAUAAUGCUUCCUUUCUCGUUAUGCUCUUCGAUCACGGCAUCAGUUAGUGGAAUCAUCGUGGCUCGCACAGGGUCCUACCGCCCUAUGAUGUGGUUCGGAUGGUCUGUCAUGACGCUUGGUUGGGGCCUCAUGAUCAUGCUGGAUAAUACGACCACUAUGAAGUCUAACCCCCUUAUUGCUUCCCUCGGUAUCGGUUGCGUGUUCCAGACCCCGCUUAUUGCCAUACAAGCAGCCAUGCCUCUUAAGGAUAUGGCUUACCAGCACUUAUCGGUCUUGAGAACUCUUGGGAGUACGGUGGGCAUGACGAUCGGGGAAACUAUCAUCUCCAGUGUUCUCCCGCAGAAACUGAAAGGCAUCAAAGGUCUCACAAUCGACACAUCUGCCGCGGCUUUGAAUGGUAACAUCAAGUGGAUUUCUUCCAUUUCUGUCAUGCACGCUUACACGCGCACGCCGCUAUCUGGAUUCGGUUUCUUUCUAGUUUCUCUUUAUUCGUGCUACUCGCUCAAGCGUACGGUCAUCCGCGGCGGCGAGAAUAAGCUGGAGACGCUGAGACUGUUGGAGACCUUGGAGACCUUGGAGACUUUGGAGAUGCAUAAGAAACCAGCUUUCAUUGGUGAUGCCACUAGAUCCACUGACUCAUUUGACGAUAUUGGCAAGCGGAGGAUAGAAGCAGAGGAUGAGGGAAAAGAUUUUUUCCCCAUAUCUCGGACAUUAAGGUCGUCAUACUAUAUGGAGAUCGAGACGUGGAAGGAUGUCUGGGUAAAUGGCUUGCGGCGUGUCAUUUCAAUUGAUACAAUGGAUUCGGAACAGGCUCCAUUCAAGCGAUAAACAGGUAUCUUCAGAACCAUAUUCUCUAUGUAGAAGUUGGACAAUUCACCUUGGUCAGAGCGGGACCGAUAUCGUAAGGGUCAGACUCACCAGACAUACGACUGUAUUCUGUAGAAAACGAAGAACUGUUAAUGGCAUCCGAUAAUCGUGGAUACCGUGGAA
Suillus subalutaceus is the source of this 1108-nucleotide messenger RNA. RefSeq lists its product as uncharacterized. Gene Ontology annotation, biological process: transmembrane transport. Gene Ontology annotation, molecular function: transmembrane transporter activity. The transcript is spliced from 11 exons. The record is from RefSeq and is a predicted model, not a curated record. Lineage: Eukaryota; Fungi; Basidiomycota; Agaricomycetes; Boletales; Suillaceae. The annotation marks the transcript as partial.